AUGGAAGCAGUCAUCGAGGCAGAGGAAGAGUUCCACAGGAUCAAGGUGCAACAUCAGGAGCAGCUGCGCCAGCUCGAGCAGGCUGGCGUCAAACGCCGACCUGAGCAGGCAGACGCAGAUGGAGCCGCUGAUGGAGGUCCACAGUGGAAGCGCAUCUGCCCCGGCCCAGCCCCGCAGCCAGACCCUCCUGGUGGAGCAGAGGCAGGCCCCGUGUCGGCUGCAGCCCCUGGUUCCGCACCCGCCACGCCAGCUGCGGCAGCCAAGGGCGCCGGCACAGGACGGGCGGACAUCGGGGCAGCAGAAGAUGGGAAUACGCGAGCGAAGGGCCACCGCGGAGAGAUCAUUGACGCGGAGGGCCGCGAUGUUGCGGGCGUCGCGGAGCAUCAGCUGCGCAAGACGGUGCGCGUCAGGGACGUCAGCGACAUCGCAGUGCUUAUCGCCAACCUGCACCAGGUUCGCUUCGCGGUGGCCUUCGUCUAUCUCGAGUGCAGCAGCGACUUCUACGUUGCGCCGGCGGAGUUCAACGCGACCUUCUGGCCCAGGGCGCUGGAUGCGCAGGUCGCUGCGGCAGAGACAGCGUCGGCCGCGUGCGUCCCAGCGGAAGGCGCUACCCGCUGCAUCGACUGCGCGCUGAUCUCCAAAGGAGAGCUCUGCGGCCAUUUCGCGGGCGCGCUGGGGCUCGGCCUGCGCCGGAGCGUCGGCAUCCCAGUAGCUGAAAGAGAGAAGGACCUAGGGCGCAGCCUCCCGCCCAAGUUUAUGCACCUCAGCACCGGGGGCGCGGUGUCGUCACCCCCGUGGGCAGGUGUGGAGCGGAAGGUGCGCGCGCUGUGGGCGGAGGUGCAUGCCGACGAGACUCUGGGGUGGAGCGGGCCGGUCGGCGCCUCGGGCUGCGCCCGUCACGUCAAAGGGCCAGGACGCAGCACCGUGGACACCCCAAAGCUUGACCCAGCGGAGGAGGAGGAGGGCGGCCUGGACCUUGAGGACAUCGACCCUUUCGUCGAUGUAGGGGGCGCCGAGCAGCUCUCGCACCUCAGAGUCAGCCGGGCCUAUGCCAAGGAGGAGCAGUCUACCGAGGCCCACGCCGCCAUUGUCGACGGCGCUCACGAGGGGGUCGGGCAGAGCGACCGCGACGCGGAGAAGGAGGGCCAGACUGACGCUAGUUCAAAGUCGCCGAGCAUGCCGGGCGCGAAAGGGCCAGAGGCUGGCAAGAAAGAGAACAAGCACACCCAGCAGCAAGCGCAGGCCCGACUACAGCUGAAGCGACGGCUUCGGGACCCAGUCGAGCCGCCAGUGGAAGAGGAGGCCAGGGCCAUGUACGAGCAGCUCAUCGCGGCCUUCACCAGUAUAGCAGACGGCGCCUGCGUGGACCCAGACACCAUCCAGCUGGCGACCAAGACCGCCUACAUCCACUGGAUUGACGACGCGACGUCAGGAAGCGCGCAGAUGGCCCACGCGCGCGCCGAGGCAACAGAGCGCGGUCACCUUGAGGAUAUCCCGGAGCACGAGGGCCAGAUAGUCACACACCCGCAGUGGUUGGUCGUCUUAUGGACGGAGGCCUGGGAGAGGACGUGGACGCGCGAUGCCCAGGAGGCCCGGGUCAUCCAGGCAACCUUGGCGAAGUUGCGCAAGGCGGCCCUCAGCCAUGACCGCGCCCUGGAACCACUUCGCCAGCUGGUCAUCGGGUCCAUCGUCCAGCACCUCAAGCGCAAUGCAGGCCCCAUGGCGCAGAACGGUGGCGAGCUCCAGAGCUACGUGCAAUGGGGGAGCAGGGCCUCGACGCCAGUGAUUUCGACGUGGAGCACGGCAGCAGCUGGCUUCUGGGACACGACAGUGGCGGGCUCCUCGGCACUUGGAGUGGCAGUGCAGAGGCGGCUGAGAGCGGGGGCGGCAGUCCAGAUGGGUCUCCACGCCGCGGGCAUCUACUACGACGCCGCCAACCUCUAUGACAACAUUGGCCUGGGCCAGCUGAUUGACAAAGCCGGCGACAUGAACUGCCCAAUGCUGCGCCUGAUCAUGGUCAUCCAGAUGUACUUCGCGCCGAUGGCAAUCAUGGCCCGCGGCCUUUUCUCCGACGUGUCUGAGCCAGCCAACGGCAUGGUGGCAGUGGGCGGACAAGCUCUAGAUCUGAUCAGGCCGCUAUUUUACGGAGUGCUCGACGCCGCGCGCCAGCGCUACCUCUUCGUGGCCCUCCAGCAGUACCUGGGCGACCUGGCCCUGCAGGUCGAUGGAGCUCGAAGGGCGGUCGUCGACAGAAUCAGGCGCGGGGCGGGGAUUUUUCAUGCAGGCUUCGCAAAGUUACCCGACCCAACCUCGAGCAAAACGGCAGUGGUCGAUUCGGACUUGGAGUUGCAGGAGGAAGUAGCCAGCGUCCUCGCCAGCUUGGGAACGCCGCGCAGACAACCAGGCGCGGUUCGCGACCUGGGAGUCGACGUGGGCCUGGGUCGGAAGCUUGCGCGCCCAGCGCACUCGACGCGGCGAGCCGUGGCUGGGCAGGGGAUCGCCGAGCUGAAGGGCCUGCGAAGAGUGCAGGAGGCGAUGGCCCGAGCUAUCGCGGAUCAGGUCAAUCAGUUCUUGCUUGCCAUCGUUGAGCGCCCGACGGAGCUCAAGAGGUGCCAGCGAGGCUGGCAGAUGAUCUACGUGCUCGCCAUCUCCCCCCUGGAGAACAUCAAGCUCGCGGCACAGCUGGACAAAGACGGCAAGUUCUCCGGGUCCGCCGACAUCGCCAAGCACAUCAUGCGGACCCGCGGCGUCCACGGCUUCAUGAUCGGGUACGCUGGCAUGCAG
Messenger RNA from Prorocentrum cordatum, 2784 nucleotides. NCBI's taxonomy places the organism in Eukaryota, Dinophyceae, Prorocentrales, Prorocentraceae. The record is from the annotation of a GenBank genome assembly.